UAUAUCCACAAAUGCUGUGGAAUGGCAAUCCAAGGAUUACAGAUGGAACGCGUGAGAUAUAUAUAUAUAUAUAUAUAUUUAUAUAUAUCUCGGGCGCCUCGCGAGAUAAGUUCCUCACCUCCAGGACCCGGGGUCAGCGUGUUUGAAACACCAUGGUUUUUGCCCUGCACGAAAGCUCAACGCCCCCGUUCUGCUAAAAUCUGCAACCGAUCUGUCUGGCUGGUAGCUGCCCAUCAGUCAUCUAUUGGCUGAGAUCUCUUAUUGCUGGAUGAAGCUUCUUCAGACUACUGGGGACAGCGAUUUGCCCCGUUCUUCUUGAGAAAUCGUUGAUGAAGCCUCGAAUUAUUAUCUUGUCAUCGUCUUGGGUUUCCAUUUUUUUAACUAUUUGUAUUCGAUGGGCCUCUGCCUCAGCGAGUAUUUUUGGGUACUCUUUUCUCUCUCUCUUCUAGUUCUUUUUCCCUUUCUCUUCUUUCCUUGUCAUUCGGAUAUUUCCUUUCCUGAUAGCGUGUUAAUAAUAUACGCGCUCUGCUUAUUUCCCAGCGGGCAAGUGGGCGACAAGGCGGGACAAUGAAUGCCAUUGUCAGCUCUGCUACUACAACUGCUUUCUUUAUAUAACCCGCGCAUAUAGGCAGGCCGAGAGAACUUCCUUCACUACAACCUGAAUAGAAUGAAUACUAUUCUAUUACACAGUGUUUUAGCCUUUUAUUGUCUAUUUCCAUGCUUCUGUACUCCAUUCACAUCUAAAUUUCCAGAUGAAUGCUGCAUCUUUGCGAUGUAUUCAUUGAUUGAAUAUUGAAUAUUAUUAUGCAUCCACAUAUAUCUCACGACAUCGCUGGACGUGUCUUACUUCAAACAUCAUCAUUUACAACAACAACAACAACGAACGCAACAUCCUCAAGAUCGAUAUCUUUGUCUACCGCACCCAGGCCUACUGAUUUUGUUUCUUCCACUUCCAUUUUACCUACAUCUCCAUUUCUCGUGAACCAGCGUCAAAACCACACGGAGACAUGCUCAAUAUGUGCAAGCUCCGCCCUUCCCUGGCCUUGAUGGCCAACAUUCUUUAUCUCUUCCCAAUCGUUGCUGGACAUAGUUGGGUUGAUGAGCUUACUGUUAUCGCCAAAAACGGAACAUUUAUCGGAGAUCCUGGCUACCCACGCGGAUAUGUUUCCCGCGAGGCGCCAGGUUUUUCAGACCUAAUGAUGCAAUAUCUGCUCCCAUUGCCCCCCGCCAGCCGUCCAGGCCCACCUCCCCCAGGACCACCUAAGGUUUUGCCAACGGAUAAUAUGUGCAGGGACACUCAAAUGAAGCAGGUCCAAAGUGAUGGGAAACCGCGUCUCAAGGCGCCACCGGGGUCCCCCAUCGCUCUGCGAUAUCAAGAAAAUGGCCAUGUCACACUACCGUCGAAUACACCAGGAAAGCCGGACAACCGCGGUACAGUAUAUGUAUAUGGCACGAGGGAUCCCAAGCCUGAUGAUAAGUUCGCGUCAAUUCACAAAGUUUGGAAUAAGGAGGGCACUGGCGGCGAUCGCAGGGGGAUGCUCCUCUCAGUGCAAGAUUACGAUGAUGGCAGAUGCUAUCAAAUAAACGAUCAGAGUAUUUCAAAGGAACGCCAAAAGGAGUUUCCCCAUAAAGCUACUACGUCACAGGGACAGAAUUUAUGGUGCCAGCAUGACUUAGCCCUUCCGACGAAUGUGCCUGAAGGGAAGCCCUAUACACUGUACUGGGUAUGGGACUGGCCGACCAUCCCUGACGAAAAGAAGGGUAUCGUGGCGUUGGAGGAGAUAUAUACAACUUGCAUGGACAUCGAUAUCACGCCUUCGAGCAAACUUAAGGUGGCUGCCCAGGGAGAGCCGCCAACAUUGAAAUUUGUUGAAGGCCAGGAUUUGGGCUCUGCUGCAAUACCCACCCAUUUCGAGAAUUUGAAGGCUCCGACGAUUCCUGAUGGCUCGGGCUCCGAUUCUCCCCCGCCGUCGUCCCCAGUUUCUCCGGAAGCAUCUCAGCAAGCUGUGCCGACUGGUGAAAAACAGGAACCAUCCCCAUCUCCAACUCCAACUCCAACACCGCCACCAGCGUCAGAACCAGAGACAAGGCCAGACCCCGCGGGUAAUAGUUGUGGCAUCCCUCCCGUGCCUGUUACAGCACCCCAAGUACCAGACACUCCCCUUACAAGUACCCCACCCGCCAUUAUCCCUCUCUUUCCCUAUACGCCCGUAUCGGGAAUUUCCCGACUCCCAAGCUCUAUCCCGUCCUCUGAGUCGUCAUCCACCGAUAGCAAUGGCGGGAACAUAGUUACUCUCUUUCCAGGAACUUUAGUUUUACCUACCAAGAGUGGUUCGGCCACACCAAGCCCUACGCCUACAAGCCUCCCUGAGCAAGCUCCUGAAAACCCAGGUAGCGGAGCAAAACCUGUCACUCCCAGCAUCCUUCCCUCUUCUGAACGAGAUACUACCCCUAGCCCUUCAAGGGCUCCCCUACUUCUUACUAUCCUAGAUUCCGCUCCGGCGACUGCAGUCACUGCGAUUGACCCGCCAGGAGUGUCAAAUGAUGUUAUGACACCAAGUCCACCAUCAACCCCUGGGCCAGAACCUACACCGAGCGAGGAUGAUGAAAACGAGAUCGUUCCAGUCGCUCUAGACCCAGAAGGAAAUCUAUAUACACCCUCUCUACGCACCGCAAAGAUAACCAUCGCAGUUCCCACCACCCUCACAACCAUAUAUUGUACUGAAGCCUCCGCACAACCCCCCAAGCCAACGGAACGCAAUCCGGACCCCAGUCCCCCAGCCAUCAUCCCAAUACCACCACCCAGCCGACCCAGCAAUAACAAUAACGACAAAACCGUCACUAUUUCACAGUCUAACGCUCAACCAACUAUAGUAGAAUCCCCGACAUCGUCGCAACCCGAGCUUCUUAUAUCGACGAUUACAGUAACGGCCACGAAGACCGUUUAUCCCACGGCGCCACUCGACGAUACGCCUACGCCUACGCCUACGCCUACGCCUACGCCUUCUCCUAGUCCUAGUCCUAGUCCUAGUCCCACAGCGGAGCCGCAGGUGCAAGAAAAAGCGCAAACAUCCGGCUUCAUAGUAUCGAUUAGACCAUCUCCGCCCCCGUCGUCGUCGGAACGCCACCGGCAUCGGAACUUCCGCAACCACAAGAGACACCGCUGCCAGACUGCGAAUCCGACGGCGACGACUCUGUUCCUACCCCCACUCCAUCAUCACCAUCACCGGCGGACUCGCCUACUCCUCUCCCAUCUCCGCCAGCUAGCGCUAGCAGAAGAGCAUUUCGGACACUAAGUUCCCGGUUUAGAAGGAACCUGGCUGAGGUUCGUGUGCGCGGGCAGGUUUGAUGGGAUGCUAUAUAAUCCCAUGUACCCGUGUACCGUACCCUGUCGAUGUCGAUGGGCUUAGUGGCACAGUGGAUAAAAUUUUCACCGUUUGUCCUGCGGAAUCAGUCACAUCAUAUCUACUAUGUGUAUGCUUCUCUCUUUCUUUUUUUUUAAACUUCCUUUUGAUAUACAGUCAGACUUGUGUAAACAAACACAUGAGGUGCAUGACUAGUUAUCCCUAUCUCUCUUAUUUUCCACUAUUUCAGAAAUGAGCGUUCCGUGUCUCAGUACUUUUCUUGCAUUUGCAUUGCUCUU
Blastomyces gilchristii SLH14081 is the source of this 3643-nucleotide messenger RNA. RefSeq lists its product as uncharacterized. NCBI's taxonomy places the organism in Eukaryota, Fungi, Ascomycota, Eurotiomycetes, Onygenales, Ajellomycetaceae. The coding region runs from base 1008 to 3296 and encodes 762 amino acids. The transcript is spliced from 3 exons. The record is from RefSeq and is a predicted model, not a curated record.